CUCUGGUAUUGACACCACAGAUGAUUGACACUAUUGACAGUACAAAAGUACAAAUUGCAGUAAAAGUUUUUAUUGUUUUUGAAAAUUUAAUUUUCCUUAUUAAAUAAUAUUUUAAACAUUAUUUUAUUAAAGGUUGAUAAAGCAUGUAGAUGAACAUUUAAUUUUAUUAAAUUUGAUGUAACUUUUAUAGUAUGUUUUUGAGUGAAGAAGCUAUAGAUGAGGAUCUUGAGGCCUUACUGUAUGCUCAAAUUUAUUAUGGAAAACCAGACUGUAGAGUUAAUGAUGGAGAAAUUAGUAAGGAAGAUUUGACUACUGCUAGCCUAGAUAAAGAUUCCUUAGACAAUAUUUACAGACCAAAUAAUUUUUGCUCUACCUCAAGCUCUAUUCUGAAUAAUAUUCAUACAUCUGAAAAAAACAUAGAUAGCAUUCAGAACAGCCAUAAGCAAAUUACUAAAAACAUACCAUCAAACAACUCACCUCAACAUAAAUCUUUAUUUAUGUAUUCAGUAAAAUUUCAAAGAAAGUUAGAUGAUUUUAUAAAAAUUUGCCCCCUGUCAAAAAAAAUUCAAAGAGAUUUAAGAAAGUUGAGAAGUGGUCAGUUAAGUGAAGAAUUUUUGUUGGAGAAGUUGAAUAGAAGAUUGCAGAUUUCUCAACUGAGCAAUAAAAAAAAGGAGGAAAAUUAUGAGGACAUUGUUUGUUUGAGUAGUGGCAGUGAAGAUUCUGAUUUGCAAUUAGUAGACUUAACUGACAUAUUUCAUGGUCAAAGUUUAACAGUUAAUAGUUCUGAUCAGUAUUUUCCUAGUACAAUGGAAAGAGAAAACUCAAAUGAAAGUGAUGAUGAAGUUAUUUAUAUAGCUCCACCACCAGUGCCAGUAAUAGAUAUAGACGAAAGUGAUCCUGAUACUCCUAAUACUGAAACUCAUGAAAUUCUAAAUGAUUUUUUAGUUAACGAACCAAACUGUUCUACUGAAAAUUUUAAUUUUAGUCUUCAUGGUGUGGAAUUUCAAAAUUCUGAUUUUGCCAGGCCAGCUAAUCCAAGUGAUAUAUAUGAGACAGAAAGUAGCACAAGUACAUCUGAUUUUAAUAAAGAUUCUACUAGAAAUUUUAGUAAUACAGUAAAAACGAUUGUAUUUAAUGAAGUGGAAUUUCCCAAAGAUUCCUUUGCAGAGAAUAAUUUAGAAAGUUUUGGUGAAAUGAUUACACCAAAGCGAACUAAACAAAAAAAUUAUACAAGUAAACAAGCUGAUUCAACAACUAGUUCUGCGACAAAGAGAUCUAUUACAGACACAUCUUCAGAAAGCAGUUCUGAAAGUGAUUAUGAAACGUCAAAUCUUCAGUAUAACUUGCCUGAUUUAACCCCUAUGAAUUCAGAUAGAUCACCUCAAAAAUUGAAGAAGGUUAAUUCUGAAUUGCUAACAAAAACUACAAAAAGAAGUAAAAGAUUAACUGGUCAAACUACUAGUGAUGAUAUAGAUAAGAAAAAAUCAAAGAAAAGAAAAAAGACAACUAAAAUAUUAGAGGUGGAAUCUGACGUUAACGUCGGUGAUUUAGGAACUAAAAAUGAGCAUGAUCUACAUGAUUUGGAAGUAUCACCACCAGAAACAUCAAAAUAUAUCAGUGACUCCAAUAAUUUAAAGGAAAAGAAAAAAAAGAAACUGAUAGACAGUGAAAAUGUUUUACAGAAGACCAAAAAAAAGAAAAAGUUAUUUGAAAGCAAUUCUUUGAAUAAGAGUGUAAUUUGUAAUUUAAAUCAAGAAGUCAAAGAACCAGAAGCAAUUGAUAUUAAUAAUCUAGCUUUACCUGAAGGUGAAAAGAAACUCUCCGAUGACAGAGCAAUUCUUGUUGUACAUUCAUCAGAUUCUGAAGAGGAUUUUGUUAGUUUUGAAGAAAUUGGUGAUAAUAUCCAAUUGGCUAAUACCAGAAAUGUGGAUAAGAAAUGUUUGGAAGUUAGAGAUUAUUCUGAAUUCGAUAUCAAUGUCUUACAAAGCAAAAUGUCAGGUGAUCCAGCUAAAUGGGAAAUCAUUUCAUCUGAUAUGACACUCUUGCCUAAUUACCCUAGAGGUAUAAAAUGUCGCAGAUGUAGGCAAUAUGGUCACUUAGCCGUCAAAUGCUUGAGUAAACCGUCGCCUCCGAAAUGUUCCCUUUGUGGACGCUUCGGCCAUUUCGAACCUAGAUGUCCCAAUAAAGUUUGUUUCUCGUGUGGUAAUCCAGGAAAUUUUUCUACGACUUUCUGUUGGAAAUGUGUUGAAGGCCGAAGAGCAAUAUGUAAUGUAUGUAUGAUACCCGGGCAUUAUUCUGAAUUUUGUCCUGAUUUAUGGAGACGAUACCAUUUAACGACUCAAGAAGGUGAUUUGGUAUCCCCAAAAGAUGGAGUAGUAUUAAAACCUCAAGAACAGCAAUGGUGUUCAGGUUGUGCAUCUCAAGGGCAUUUAGAGUUCCAAUGCAACAGCUAUAAAUGGCAUAGGGAAUAUCCAGCAGCUUCUCCAGAAAUUUUUAACUACAAAAACAUCUACCCAGUAGUGAAUAUGCCGGUUGCACCAAAAAAUAUAGGAUUGGUAGAAGUGUCUAUUUCCUCUAAUCUAAACCAACCUGAACUUGCUAAGCAAAAUUUCGAGAAUAGUUCAUUUCAAGACAUUGAUAAAGAACAACAUCCAAAUGAUAGCCAGGAACAACAUUCACAAAACAUAUCUAACGUGUAUUUCCCUAAUAGCGCAAAUCAAGAUAAUUUUCAAACAAAUAGUCCACUACUUAAAUCAAAAAGUAUAAUUGCACAGAGUCCUGAAAAAUCACAAAAUUCAAUAAUUGGAGACAGAACCACUUGUAAAAUUAAUCCACUAUCUCUAUCUAAUAUUGACCAUACAUUAAAUCAAAAUCAGAACGUUAUAAAUCCAUAUUCACUAUUUAACUCUGCAAUUAACAAAAAUACAGAAUUUUUCCAAUCUGUUCCAAGGUCCUCAAUAAUAAGUCAACUAAACAAUCUUCAGGGGUCCAAUAAUUUUGGUGAUCCAUUAUAUCAUUCAAUUUUAGUUAAUUUACAUUCCCAUAACUCCACGGAGACACCCUAUCAGCAGGUUAAUGUGUAUAACAUGCCAUCAGUUAAUAUAGGACAGAUGCCUUCUCUCAUUGAUAGUGAUAGAUACAAUUUUGACAAACGUCAUGAAAUAUCAUUAUCUAAUCAUCAAGCAGAUAAACAGUGUGAAACCAAUGAUAGUCAUGUAAACCAGUUUGUUCAUUCAGUAACUAAAAUAUUUCGUGUUUCAUCACAAGAGUGUAUUAAACAUUUUCUUAGCAAUGAACUAGCUAAAUUAGACAAAUUGGAAUUGAGUGCAAAAGACGUUAAAAGGAAAAUGAAUAUUAUUGACAAAUUAAAAAAAAAGAAAUCUGCUACUACAAAUAAAUCAAUUAAAACACAAAUUCAUUAUUUGUAUAGAAAAAUAAAUAUGUUUUUAUUUGGCGUGUACAAAAUUUGUAAUGGAAAGAAAUACUUAGAUUUUUUAAGAAAUUUCUUGUAUAAUUCUGGGGGAGUCUUAAAACCUACCAAAAGAAAGGCACUCAUAGACGCUUAUAGUUACAUAUUUGGCGGAGAACACCAUAACUUCAAUUAUAGGCAUUAUUUAAACAAGUCCUUAGUCAUGCAACGUUAAUUUUGUAAAGUUUUAUACUACCUCGGUUUUUUUAAUUUUUAUGUACAUCAAUUUAAUGAAGCUGGCAUGUGACAAUAUGUUUUGUUAAAUUUUUAAUAUUGUUUUGUAUAAAUUAAAAAGUUUUCUAUACAUUUUUUAGUUACUACUAUUUACGUAUGAAAUUAAAUCAUAAAUAUUUCCACACAAAUAUAAUUCUAUUAAUCUAAUUAUCUAUUCUAAUUUCUUAUAUGUUAUAUUUACAAUUUUUCAUAUGUCAUAUGUAAAAAUAUAACGUUAAUUUC
Sitophilus oryzae (rice weevil) is the source of this 3925-nucleotide messenger RNA. RefSeq lists its product as uncharacterized. The transcript has 7 exons. Gene Ontology annotation, molecular function: zinc ion binding; nucleic acid binding. The record is from RefSeq and is a predicted model, not a curated record. NCBI's taxonomy places the organism in Eukaryota, Metazoa, Arthropoda, Insecta, Coleoptera, Curculionidae. Bases 192 to 3644 code for a protein of 1150 amino acids.